GAGUACGAUAGUCCGGCCACAAGAAGAAGAAGAAGAAGCCUGAGGUCAGAGGCCAUUCUUUAUUAUUCCUCCAUUAUAAAAAAAAGAGCAAAAUAUCGGCCGUUAGAGGAGACUGAGGGAUGUGAGCACGUGAUUUAGUCCCGGGAGAAGAGGACAGACGAGGAAAAUGGAGCCCAGCCAGCCCACUGAACCCGAAAUGGUGGUAAACACGAGUACCACCUCCACUUCAACUCCACUCCCCUCCACCUCACCUCCUCCACUCGUGCCCUCCACCGCCGCCGCCGCCAACACCUCCGGGGAGGGCGGCAACGAGGAGGGCUUCUGUAAAUACAUCCUGUACGUGGACAUCGCGGACUCCAGGGUGGGCGUGUGGGACCUGCUGCUGCUGCUGCCCACCUUGCUGUUCCUCAUUGGCCUGCUGCUCAAGAUCAACAGCGCCCGCCUCAAGCUGCGCGCCGUACACAGCCCCAUCUACGCCACCUUCUACGGCCUGAUCUGGCUGAACACGCUGGUCUCUCUGGCGCGGUGUAUUGUGUCCAUGACCGUCAGCGCCACCACGCACUCCGGGGACGUCGCCAACAAGCUCCUCUACGUCUUCGUCUGCUUCUUCCUCCUCACCACGGAGAUGAGCGUCGUUAUCUUCGCUAUCUUCUUCGGUCACCUGGACAACCGCACCAGCAUCCGUCGCGUCCUGGUGGUGACCUCGAUGAUAGCGCUGCCGUACGCCGCGGUGCAGGGGGCCCUGGAGGUGCUGGCGCCCGACCCGGAUUUCUACGUCAGCAGCCGGAAUUAUGACCUCUUCGGGCACGGCGGAUCGCUCUUCUGGCUGGCGUCCUCGGUGGUGUUUACUCUGAUCUACUCCUUCAUCCUGGUGUUGAGACUGGAUUGCCUGAGGAAGCGGUUUCUGUUCUUGCUGUGGAUGCCAAUGAAGCGCGCAUUCUACAUCUACCUCGGGUUCCUGGUGUGUCUCAACCUCCUGCAAAGCGUUGGGUGUCUGCUGCACCAUCUCAACAUUUUCCCCGGCCUCUGCCUCGUCAACCUCACCACCUGGACCUACCUGUCGCUGCUCACCCCACUCAUCUACUACACCUUCAUCUCAGAGUUCUUUGGCCAGAAGAGUCGAGAGCAGGUUGAGAACAUCGUCUUCUCAUACAAGUCUGAGGACGAGGACGACACCAGCUCCCUUCCGCUGCCGGGCCCAGAGUUCCCGCAGCAGAAUAUUUACCAGUGUGGUGGGGCGCCGUACAGCAGCCUAUCCGAGGACGGGCUGGUGGUGGGGGGCGUGGUGGGGGGCAUCGGGGUUAGUGGCAGAGACAUACACACCACCCCCAUCAACCCCCUCUACACCGCCUCGCUCCAAAGCCCAGACUCCAUCACCGGCUACUCCAUCAACUCAGUGGACGACAUUACCAUCACAGCGUAUAACAAGUCACAGAUGGUGCAGUGAUUGAGGUGACGAUAUGGCUUGAGGUGGGGUUGAGGGGUAAUGGGGGAGGAGGAAGGACUCACUCACACACAGACUCACAGUACAAUAGUUUGGCAGGAGACUGGUUUUGACGAGCUGUCGAAAUGCGUCCUAUGUUAAAAUCUGUCCCAUGUUAUUUUAUUCCUGUAUUUGUUUUGUAUCGUUUUUAUUUAUUUUUAUUUAUUUUCCGUUUUUUUAUUGGUGAAAGGGGACGGAUUUUGACGAGGUGUUGUAAUGCGUCCUAUAUUAAAAUCUGUCCCAUGUUAUUUCAUUCCUGUAUUUGUUUUGUACCGUUUUUAUUCAUUUUUCAUUAUGUAUAUUUUUUUAUUGGUGAGAAGGGACGGAUUUUGACGAGGUGUUGUAAUGCGUCCUAUAUUAAAAUCUGUCCCAUGUCAUUUUAUUCCUUUAUUUGUUUUGUUUCGUUUUUAUUCCUUUUUAUUUAUUUUCUUCCAUUUUAUUUUAUUUUAUUUCAUUUUUUUGUGAAAGGGGACGGAUUUUAACGAGGUGUUGUAAUGCGUCCUAUAUUUAAAGCUGUCCUGUGUCCUUUUAUUCUUGUAUUUGUGUUGUAUCGUUUUUAUUUAUUUCUCUUUAUUUUUUUCCAUUUAUUUCUCAUUAUAUAUUUUUUUUUAUUGGUGAGAAGGGACGGAUUUUGACGAGGUGUUGAAAUGCAUCCUAUAUUGAAGUCUGUCCUAUGUCAUUUUAUUCUCGUAUUUGUGUUUUGUCAUUUGUAUUCAUUUUUAUUUUUAUUUUUCCAUUUAUUUAUUUUUUCAUCACUUUUUUAUCGGUGCAAGGGGACGGAUUUUGACGAGGUGUUGUAACGCGUCCUAUAUUUAAAGCUGUCCUAUGUCAUUUUAUUCUUGUGUUUGUGUUUUAUCAUUUAUCUUCAUUUUUAUUUAUUUAUUUAUUAUUUUUUUUCCCCAUUCCCUUAUAGCAAAGAGUAGCUAUAUAUAUGUGUGUGUGUGUGUGUGUGUGUGUGUGUGUGUGUGUGUGUGUGUGUGUGUGUGUGUGUGUGUGUGUGUUUUA
Messenger RNA from Eriocheir sinensis (Chinese mitten crab), 2488 nucleotides. Its product is annotated as transmembrane protein adipocyte-associated 1-like. Gene Ontology annotation, cellular component: plasma membrane. Lineage: Eukaryota; Metazoa; Arthropoda; Malacostraca; Decapoda; Varunidae. The transcript has 9 exons. Gene Ontology annotation, molecular function: G protein-coupled receptor activity. The record is from RefSeq and is a predicted model, not a curated record. Gene Ontology annotation, biological process: G protein-coupled receptor signaling pathway. The coding region runs from base 167 to 1447 and encodes 426 amino acids.